Messenger RNA from Meleagris gallopavo (turkey), 1104 nucleotides. NCBI's taxonomy places the organism in Eukaryota, Metazoa, Chordata, Aves, Galliformes, Phasianidae. The record is from RefSeq and is a predicted model, not a curated record.
CUCUGCGCUCUCCAUGAUUUUCUCACUGCUUUCUGUGAGGGAGUUUUACUCCACCCUCUGGCUCAGCUGGGACAUAGUCUCAUGCAGGAAGAGCAGGUGCUUUACAACAGCAUUUCAAGUGAAUAUUGUAUUUUUGCUCUGACUGACUGAUAUGAUGCAGAGCAUUUCCUCAGCACAUGCUCCAAAUGCAAGAGAGGCAUGAAGGAUUUGUGUUCCAUUUCUAUUCUGACCAUGGCUCUGCCUACUCUCACAGCUUCAUCUCCUGAACCAAAGAAUGUCCUGCUCCAGCCUGUGUGCCCCUGCCUGUGGGGUGGCCGCCCCGGCCCCACUGGCUGACAGCUACAACGAGCCCUGCGUGCGCCAGUGCCCCGACUCCACUGUGGUGAUCCAACCCCCGGCCUCCGUGGUCACCUUCCCCGGGCCCAUCCUCAGCUCCUUCCCGCAGAACGCUGUGGUUGGCUCAGCAGGAGUGCCCGCCGUUGGAUCUGGCUUGGGUGGCACCUUUGGACGUAGUGCCGGCUUUGGGGGCUAUGGAGGCCUGGGAGGCUAUGGAGGCUCUUAUGGCCUUGGGGGCUUUGGGGGCUAUGGAGGCUUUGGCAGCUGUGGAUAUGGUAGCUGGGGCCGAGGCCACAGGUAUCUCAGCGGCAGCUGUGGGCCCUGCUAAACCCCAAAUAUCCACGCAGUACAGUGCUGCAUCUGCUGAGUCUUCACAAAUACCUCCUCUUCUCUUCUACCACCAGAUGUAGCUUUCCAUCCCUCUUAUGGCUGUGCCAAAGCAGUUACUUUAAAUUACUGUUCCUUGCUUUUUGUACUGUAAAGUCUUUCAAAUCUGCAGUUUAGGGCUCAGGGUUUCCAACAGUGCCUCCAGAAGUUCCCCUCUACUUCUGUACAGCAAUGCAGUGCUCAUCCUCGGAUGAGGAUCUCCCCACUCCGUCCAGCUCUGAGCUUCCUGAACGAUGCUAAGAAGAGGAAUCUCUGGGGUGAAGCCUUGGGUUGAGACUUGCUGCAGCCUUGUGGUUUGCACGACUGUAAUUCAUUAUUUCUGUGUUGUGCUUUUUUCUGUAUCACUAUCUACUGCCUUCUCCAUUUGCAUUAAAGAAUCUG